AUGUUUUAUUCUUCUUUGAUCAAAUGCCUUCCUCUGUUGGUAUGUGCCAAUGCUCAACUGCUAGAUAUCCCGCAAGUGGAUAAGCUAGUCAGUUCUGCUAUGCGCCCCUUCAAGCAGUAUACGUCCUUCAACGCCCCUACGGAGAUUGCGAAACUCGCCGCGGCCGUGCAAACAAAUGCUGUAAAGGUUGAGUCUGCUGUUGUUGCGGCGGCAGCAGCAGACACUGCGUAUUGGCUGGCGGACAUUGCUCACCAAGGCAUUGCUGCUUUCAAUUCGAACCCUUCAGGAUAUACAGUCUUCCGCAAUGUGAAAGACUACGGCGCCAAAGGUGACGGCGUGACCGAUGAUACCGCAGCUAUCAACGCGGCCAUUAGUGCAGGAGGUCGUUUUGGGCCCGCAAGCAGACAGUCCUCCACCACAACUCCCGCAACAGUCUACUUUCCCUCCGGAACAUACAUUAUCUCCAGUUCGAUCAUUGAUUACUAUUUCACCCAGCUGAUUGGUAACGCGAAUGCCAUACCAGUUAUCAAAGCAACUGCAGGUUUUGUUGGCCUGGGGCUAAUCGACGGUGACCAAUACCAGAGCGAUGGAAAUCAGGGUUGGGGAUCGACCAAUGUGUUUUUUAGACAGAUUCGCAAUUUGAAAUUGGACCUGACUGCUAUCCCUGCUGGUACUGCUGCAACGGGUAUUCAUUGGCCGACUGGUCAAGCAACCAGCAUUGAAAAUGUCCAGAUUGCUAUGAGCGCAGCUUCUGGGACUCAGCAUCAGGGUAUCUUUAUUGAAAAUGGAUCCGGGGGCUGGUUGUCCGAUGUGACCAUCACUGGUGGUCUCUACGGAGCCAAUGUGGGCAAUCAGCAAUUCACAAUGCGCAACUUGGUCAUCUCAAAUGCGGUGACUGCGAUUUCUCAAAUCUGGGAUUGGGGCUGGACUUACCAAGGCUUGGUAAUCACCAACUGCCAAACUGCCAUCUCAAUCAGCAAUGGUGGCGUCGGCAACCAGCUUGUUGGCUCAGUCAAUAUCCUCGAUAGUACCAUCACAAACUGCCCUACCUUUGUGACAACCGCUUGGCAGAGCUCGACGCUCUCAACUGGCAGUCUUAUUUUGGAGAACAUUGCUUUGAGCAACGUCCCAGUUGCAGUCAAAGGCGCAAGCAGCACUGUCCUCGCCGGUUCAACAGGGACGUCUACUAUCGCUGCCUGGGGCCAGGGUCACAAAUAUACUCCGAGUGGUCCUACCAAUUUCCAAGGUUCAUUUACUCCACCAACACGCCCAAGUGCCUUGCUUGCUAGUGGAUCAACGAAAUAUUACACUAAGACUAAGCCCCAAUAUUCCCAGUCACCGGUGGCUUCCUUUGUCAGCAUCAGAAGCGCGGGUGCCAAGGGAGAUGGUUCAACCGAUGAUACAACCGCCAUUCAAUCUGCCUUGACCUCUGCCGCAGCUGCUGGUAAAAUUUUAUUCUUUGACCAGGGAACAUACAAGGUCACUCGGACUCUCUAUGUUCCCCCCGGCUCUCGGAUCGUCGGCGAGGCAUAUCCGGUCAUUAUGGCCAGCGGAAGUACAUGGGCGAGUAUUACCAAGCCCAUCCCCGUUGUUCAAGUCGGCAAAUCUGGGGAAUCUGGAUUAGUUGAAUGGUCCGACAUGAUUGUGAGCACCUCAGGCUCUACGCCUGGAGCUGUUCUGAUUGAAUGGAACCUGGCUGGGACAUUGGGAUCAGGAAUGUGGGAUGUUCACACGCGCAUUGGAGGAUUCCAAGGAUCUCAGCAGCAGGUCGCUCAAUGUCCAACGACCGCAGCAGUCUCUGCGGCUUGUGAGGUUGCUUACAUGUCUAUGCACAUCACCAGCGUUGCUAGCAACGUUUACUUGGAGAACGUUUGGCUUUGGACUGCCGAUCAUGAUCUUGAAAGCCCCACAAACACCCAGAUCUCGAUCUACUCUGGGCGUGGUCUUUUGGUGGAAGGCAAGAAUGUUUGGCUAUACGGAACCGCAUCUGAGCAUCAUUCGCUAUACCAGUACCAGUUCUCGAGCGCCAGCUCGAUUGUGGCCGGAUAUGUUCAGACAGAAACCCCAUAUUACCAACCAAACCCGAAUGCAGCAAACGGCCCAUAUCCUACCAACUCGGCACUCAACGAUCCCAACUACAGCAGCUGUCUCGGAGGAAAUUGUGACUCGCUUGGUCUCCGCGUUCUCAAUUCCAAGAACGUGGUCAUCUACGGCGCCGGCUUCUACAGCUUCUUCAAUAACUACAGCACCACAUGCUCUACAUUCCCGCUUCCCGAGAACUGCCAGAGCAUGAUUUUCAGCAUCGAGGGUACCACAACUGGACUAGUGGUUUACGGACUUAACACAGUCGGAACAACUUAUAUGAUUGUCAAGGAUGGAGUUGCGCUCGCGCAGGUCAGCGAUAACUUGGCGACUUAUGCUGCCACUAUUGCCUACUUUACCCUCUAG
Molecule: messenger RNA, 2448 nt
Organism: Penicillium soppii
Lineage: Eukaryota; Fungi; Ascomycota; Eurotiomycetes; Eurotiales; Aspergillaceae
Product: glycoside hydrolase family 55 protein
Exons: 5
Coding region: 1-2448 (815 amino acids)
Molecular function (GO): polygalacturonase activity
Source: RefSeq, a predicted model, not a curated record